CGGGAGGCUCCCGACGGCGACGCGACGACCAGAACAGGGGCCGGCGGGGCGGGCUGAAGGCUGGGCGCCCGGCAGCUGCCGGCAGAGAUGGAGAAGUUUCAGGCUGCGAUGCUGCUGGGGGCCGUGGGCGAUGCACUCGGGCACGGACACGCCUUCAGGAAGGGCAGCGCCUCAGGCCCCGAGCUCCAGAAGGAGCCGGGAAAGGUGGGGGGACUGGACCACCUGGUGCUCUCGCCAGAGAGGUGGCCGGUGAGCGACAACACCAUCAUGCACAUGACGACGGCAGGGGCCCUGGUCACAGACUUCUGGUGCCUGGACGACCUGUACCGUGAGAUGGUGCGACGCUACGUGGAUGCGCUCGAGAAGCUCCCAGGGCAGCGGGUAGACCCGGCCACCGUCGAGGGCUGCUCACAGCUGAAGCCUGACAACUAUCUCCUGGCCUGGCACACGCCCUUCAACGAGAAAGGCUCCGGGUUCGGCGCUGCCACCAAGGCGAUGUGCGUGGGCAUGCGGUACUGGCAGCCAGGGCGGCUGGAGACGCUGCUCGAGGUCAGCGUGGAGUGCGGCCGGAUGACACACAACCAUCCCACAGGCUUCCUCGGGUCCCUGUGCACGGCCCUGUUCGCGUCGUACGCCAUUCAGGGCAAGCGGCUGGAGCAGUGGGGACGAGACAUGCUGAGGACGGUCCCGCUGGCUGAGGAGUAUUGUAAGAGGACCAUCCGGCACCUGGCAGAAUACCAGGAGCACUGGUUUUACUUUGAAGCUAAAUGGCAGUUUUACUUGGAGGAGAGAAAAAUCAGUGAGGACACGGAGAACGAGGCCAGCUUUCCCGACCGCUACAACGCGGAGGAGAGGGACAAGACCUACAGGAAAUGGAGCUCGGAAGGUCGCGGGGGCCGGCGGGGCCACGACGCCCCCAUGAUUGCCUACGAUGCCCUUUUAGGAGCCAAGGGCAGCUGGACGGAGCUCUGCCACCGGGCCAUGUUCCACGGAGGUGAGAGCGGGGCCACGGGGGCCAUCGCCGGCUGCCUGUUUGGGCUGCUGCACGGCCUGGACGCCGUCCCCGCGGGCCUGUACCGCGAGCUGGAGCACAAGCAGCAGCUGCAGCACCUGGGCGAGGCGCUCUACCGCCUGUCCACGGAGGAGAAGUAAAGCCCCUUCCCCGCCCCCAGCCCCUGCCGGCCCGCCGGCGUCUCUGGGGCCCCGGGGGGCCACCCGCAGCUCAUGUGACAUCUUAGCUUUUCCUCCCGAUUUCAGAGGCCUAACUGCCGUAUAAAACACAUCGUUUGUCCCAUGAGAACAGUCUUCCCGUCCUGGCCAGGCUUAGUGCCUCACUGACGUCCCUCUGGACUCAGCAGCCUCCACCUCCAAACGCAAGGUCACGAAAGGCCUCUGGGACACUCGGUGUAUUUUAUUCUGUCGCAAAACUAACGCAUUUGCUCACUGAUUCCAAUAGCACCCAUAACCACGAUGGCUCUGCUCGGACGGCCUCCUCUGUCUGCAGGGCGCCCAGCGCGGCCUCUUUCUAGCUCUUAGACGUGCGGCCCGACACCUGCGCGCCUCGGGCUCCACAGCCUCACGGGGCCGCACCUGGCACUGCGUCUGCGUCCUCACCACCGCGUGCCCAGAGCCGCAGGAAGAGCGGCCGGCGCCGGCGCCUACGGGGCCACGCGCUGUGUUUAAGCUCCAGCCCACGUGAGUCAUCUCACUAGAUUUAACACCAGCCUCUCUCAGAACGACUAACUGAUGCAGCCAGGAAACAGGGGCCUCGUGCGGCCCGCAUCCUCCCAUGUGCCGCCCUGCGCCGGGCUCGCUGGCCCUGUUCCCCGUGGCGGGGGCUUCUCCACGCUUGCUCUUGGUAAAAAUAACCU
Molecule: messenger RNA, 1871 nt
Organism: Mesoplodon densirostris (Blainville's beaked whale)
Lineage: Eukaryota; Metazoa; Chordata; Mammalia; Artiodactyla; Ziphiidae
Gene: ADPRHL1
Product: ADP-ribosylhydrolase like 1
Exons: 7
Coding region: 88-1152 (354 amino acids)
Biological process (GO): protein de-ADP-ribosylation
Molecular function (GO): ADP-ribosylarginine-[protein] hydrolase activity; magnesium ion binding
Source: RefSeq, a predicted model, not a curated record